AUGGAAGCAGGACCUUCCAAACCCAACCGCAACAGCGGCAAGUCCAACAAGGAGAAGAAACCCUACCACUCCCAAACAGCGCUCGACAAGCAAGCCAACUCGAUCUCGUCGGCCACCUCUCUCCCCCGUUCCAUCACCAGCUCCACCCCUGUCUCCCUCCGUGAUGCCAAACUCCCCACCGCAGUCACCUCCGUCAAAGACAAGAAGCUUAAAUCCAAACUAGCCCAUCAACAUCUCUCAGCCAAACGUGCAGCAGAAUCAGCCCGUCUCGCCAAUGAAUACCUCAACACUUCCGCGCCCAGCGAAGGCGCUGGAAUGAUCGAAACCGAAGGAGAACUAGAACGGAGCUUCAAAGUCACCCAACAACAGAUUCGUGACAACGUCGGCAUAGACACUGCCACCAAGGGUUUCGAGCUCAAGCUUGAUGGGGGGAAACAAGGUGUUGGACUUGGACCGUAUAGAUGUGAUUAUACGAGGAAUGGAAGGCAUCUCGUGAUUGGUGGGAGAAAAGGACAUCUAGCCGCAUUUGAUUGGCAGACGGGAAAGUUGAGCUGUGAGAUUCAAGUGAGGGAGACGGUCAGAGAUGUGAAAUGGUUACAUAACAAUAGCUUUUUUGCAGCGGCACAGAAGAAGUAUGUUUAUAUCUAUGACGAUGCGGGGAUUGAGAUUCAUAAGUUAAAGAACCAUACCGAUGUGAAUCGGUUGGAGUUCUUGCCGUAUCACUUUUUGUUGGCAUCGGUGGGGGCGACGGGGUAUCUGAAGUAUCAGGAUACGUCGACGGGUACGUUGAUCAGCCAGCAUAGGACUGGGUUGGGGAAUUGUAAUACGAUGACACAAAACCCUCUAACUGCGGUGCUUCACUUAGGACACAGUAAUGGAACGGUUACAAUGUGGACUCCAAACCUUUCCACACCCGCUGUCAAACUCCUCGCCCAUCGCGGUCCGGUAACAGGGAUAAGCAUCGACGCGCGGAACGGCGGUCGAGACAUGGCCACUUGUGGUAUGGACGGAACCAUCAAAGUCUGGGACACACGAAUGCUCGGCAAAAGCCCCCGACGAGAAUGGCAAGCCCGUCGACCCGCAUCGGAUAUCCAAUACUCUCAGCGCGGUCUCCUCGGUGUAGCUUGGGGCCCACAUGUUUCGGUCUACGACACCCAUGCACCGCUCGGCAACGCCCCACCUGGACCAUACAUCACUCAAGGAUUCCCACGUUCUGAACCACUGCAAGUCAAAUUCUGCCCUUUCGAAGACGUUCUCGGCGUAGGCCACUCCAAUGGGUUCACCUCUCUCCUCGUCCCCGGUGCAGGAGAACCCAAUUUUGACUCUUCCGAAGUCGAUCCCUUCGAAACUCGCAAUGCUCGUCGCGAACGCGAAGUUCACCAACUUCUCGACAAAAUCUCUCCCGAUCUUAUCUCUAUCGACUCUUCCAUUCUUGGUUCUGUCCAUGUUGCGCAAACGAAUGUUUCUGCUGCUGAACAAGAUCGGAUUCUCUCAGAAAUUGCCAAACGAAACCCGAACGCGGUUGCACGCAGUGCGGAUGGGAGGGCAUAUUCUCAGCUCUCGAGAGUGGAGAGGAUGCAGCUCGACAAUCCAGACGCAGAACCACUGGGUGAGGAUGGAGAGGAGGAAAGCGUGUUCAAGGCUGAUGGUGUCGGUUCAUUAGCAGAGACGAUCGCAGCUCAUGAAGGACCGAAGAAGGAGAAGAAAGAGAAGAAUAGGAUGAGAGGGAAGAAUAAGGCGUUGAGUAGAUAUUUGAGGAAGAAGAGAGAGAAUGUCAUCGAUCCAAACAGGAUUGCGGUCAAACAGAGGAUGGAGAAGAUGAGGAAAGAGGAAGAGCAGAAGAGGAAGAGAAAGGUUGCUGCGGGGAUUGAUGUUGAUGAUGAGAGUUAUUCUGCGCUCGAUAUGUUCAAUAAGCGACCCUAA
Molecule: messenger RNA, 1923 nt
Organism: Ustilago hordei
Lineage: Eukaryota; Fungi; Basidiomycota; Ustilaginomycetes; Ustilaginales; Ustilaginaceae
Exons: 1
Coding region: 1-1923 (640 amino acids)
Biological process (GO): maturation of SSU-rRNA from tricistronic rRNA transcript (SSU-rRNA, 5.8S rRNA, LSU-rRNA)
Cellular component (GO): small-subunit processome; 90S preribosome; nucleolus
Molecular function (GO): protein binding
Source: RefSeq, a predicted model, not a curated record